GAGCUAGUCCUUUGAACGUAGGAAGUCGAUUUCUAGAGCCGUGAGCCCGAGGCUUUCCCUUUCUCGGAGCGCACAGAGUUUUAAGGCGGGAGCCCUAGGAAGCCACUCACCAUCAGCGACCGCUGGGCCUGAGGUUGCGCCAUCGUCACUGUCGGCGGCCAUGACACUGAGAGUCACUCGCCUGAGUAGAUUGUGGGUACAAGAGGCUUUCGCUGCGUUUCUCCGCGCAGCUCCCGCUGUAGGGAUCGGGGCGGGGCCUCGCCCCCCCGGAGUUGUAGACUGGUCUGACUUCCGUUCACACCUCCCGGGUCUGGCGCGGAGGAGGUGUCCUGGCGCGCGCUGGGACCUUUUUGGCUCGCGCUGCGCGGUUUGGAGCCACGCCCUCUGGCGUGCGUCGGAAGCCGGGCGCUGGAGACUGCGCGAGAGGCCAUCAUGAAGAAGCCACGAACCGCUGUGAGGACUUGUCGCAGGAAGCAGGCAUCCAGCCAGGAGGGAAGGGAGAAGCAGGUCCUUAGCAGCAGCCCGGUCAAGCCUUCUACCCCUGAUGGUGAGGAGCUUCGUCUGAGUCAAGGCUUGGCCAGACGGCAGAAGGAAGUGGUACUGCGGGCCUCUGUCUCCCCAUACCACCUAUUCAGAGACACAGCUGAGGUCACAGUCUUUCGGGAGAACCUUCUGAGCUGGUAUGACCGAGAAAAACGGGACCUGCCCUGGAGAAGGCGGGUAAGCAGGCAAGGGGCAGGGACAGAGGGGUGGCACCAGCCCCCCUCCACACUAACUCCUUGUCCCGGAUUGCAUUGGCAGGCAGAGGGUGAGGUGGACCCAGACAGGCGGGCGUACGCUGUGUGGGUCUCAGAGGUCAUGUUGCAGCAGACCCAGGUUGCCACGGUGAUCGACUAUUAUACCCGAUGGAUGCAGAAGUGGCCAACGCUGCAGGACCUGGCGAGUGCAUCCCUGGAGGAGGUGAACCAGCUCUGGGCUGGCCUGGGCUACUACUCUCGAGGCCGGUGGCUGCAGGAGGGAGCCCAGAAGGUGGUAAAGCUAGGGGGCCAUGUGCCACAUACAGCAGAGACUCUGCAGAAGCUUCUGCCUGGCGUGGGGCGGUACACAGCUGGGGCCAUUGCCUCCAUUGCCUUUGGCGAGGCAACCGGUGUGGUAGAUGGGAAUGUAGUACGGGUGCUGUGCCGUGUCCGAGCCAUUGGUGCUGAUCCCGGAAGCACCUUUGUCUCCCAGCAGCUCUGGAGCUUAGCCCAGCAGCUGGUAGACCCAGCCCGGCCAGGGGACUUUAACCAAGCAGCCAUGGAGCUGGGGGCCACAGUAUGCACCCCACAGCACCCACGGUGCAGCCAGUGCCCUGUGCAGAGCAUGUGCCGGGCACACCAGAGGGUGGAGCGGGAACAGCUCUUAGCCUCACAGAGCCUGCCAAGCAGUCCUGAUGUGGAGGAGUGUGCCCCCAGCACUGGACAGUGCCAGCUGUGCGCGCCUCCCACGGAGCCCUGGAACCAGACCCUGGGAGUAGCCAACUUUCCCAGAAAGGCCAGCCGGAGGCCCCCUAGGGAGGAGUGUUCUGCCAUCUGUGUUCUGGAGCAGCUCAGGGCCCUUGGGGGUGCUCGAAUUCUGCUGGUGCAGAGGCCUAAGUCAGGUCUGCUGGCCGGACUGUGGGAGUUCCCGUCUGUGACUGCAGAGCCCUCAGGGCGAUGUCCACGGGAGGCCCUGCUGCAGGAACUACAGAGUUGGGCUGGGCCCCUCCCAGCCACCCACCUCCAGCACCUUGGGCAGGUGGUCCACACCUUCUCUCACAUCAAGCUGACAUAUCAAGUAUAUGGUUUGGCCCUGGAAGGGCAGACCCCAGUGACCAUCACACCACCUGGCACUCGCUGGCUGACCCGGGAGGAGUUUCACACUGCAGCUGUCUCCACCGCCAUGAAAAAGGUGUUCCGUGUGUACGAGGGCCAGCGGCUGGGGACCUGCAAGCGUUCCAAAACAUCCCAGGUGUCCACUCCAUCCACGCGGAGAAAGCUCAGCCCAGGCCAGCAAGUCCUGGAUAGUUUCUUUCGGCCCCACAUCCCCACUGAUGCAUCCAGCCUCAAAAGUAUGGCCCAGUGACACCUCUAGAAGCCCGACUUCCUGAGAAUCCUGUUAAUAAAGUGCUUAUUUUUGUAGUCAUUUUGGAGACUUUC
This is a messenger RNA of Suricata suricatta (meerkat), 2177 nucleotides long. It is a transcript of the gene MUTYH, whose product is annotated as mutY DNA glycosylase. Gene Ontology annotation, biological process: mismatch repair; base-excision repair. Gene Ontology annotation, molecular function: purine-specific mismatch base pair DNA N-glycosylase activity; oxidized purine DNA binding; 4 iron, 4 sulfur cluster binding. Lineage: Eukaryota; Metazoa; Chordata; Mammalia; Carnivora; Herpestidae. Gene Ontology annotation, cellular component: nucleus. Bases 433 to 2103 code for a protein of 556 amino acids. The transcript has 15 exons. The record is from RefSeq and is a predicted model, not a curated record.